AAAAUGACCCAGGGGGGGAAGAAGAAGAAACGCGCCGUGAACCGCAGUAUCAUGCUGGCCAAGAAGAUCAUCAUUAAGGACGGCGGGACGCCUCAAGGAAUAGGUUCACCUAGUGUCUACCACGCUGUUAUUGUGAUCUUCUUGGAGUUCUUUGCUUGGGGACUUUUGACAGCACCCACUCUGGUGGUUCUGCAUGAAACCUUCCCAAAACAUACCUUUCUAAUGAAUGGUCUAAUUCAAGGAGUAAAGGGCUUAUUAUCAUUCCUCAGUGCCCCACUCAUAGGUGCCCUGUCUGACGUGUGGGGUCGGAAGUCCUUCUUGCUGCUAACAGUAUUUUUCACCUGUGCACCCAUACCACUGAUGAAGAUCAGCCCAUGGUGGUACUUUGCUGUUAUCUCUGUCUCUGGAGUUUUUGCAGUGACGUUUUCUGUAGUUUUUGCCUACGUAGCAGACAUAACCCAAGAACAUGAGAGGAGCAUGGCCUAUGGUUUGGUUUCAGCAACUUUUGCGGCAAGUUUAGUUACCAGCCCUGCAAUUGGUGCCUACCUUGGUCGAGUCUACGGAGACAGCCUGGUUGUGGUGCUGGCUACAGCAAUAGCCUUGUUAGACAUUUGUUUUAUCCUUGUUGCUGUGCCAGAAUCACUGCCAGAGAAGAUGAGGCCAGCAUCCUGGGGAGCACCCAUUUCGUGGGAACAGGCUGACCCCUUUGCAUCACUGAAGAAAGUCGGCCAGGACUCAGUUGUGCUGCUCAUCUGCAUAACCGUCUUUCUCUCCUACCUCCCAGAGGCAGGUCAAUAUUCCAGCUUCUUCCUAUACCUCAGACAGAUCAUGGGAUUUUCCUCUGAAAGUGUUGCAGCAUUUAUAGCUGUCCUUGGGAUUCUCUCCAUCAUUGCACAGACAAUAGUUUUGAGUUUACUUAUGCGCUCCAUUGGAAAUAAAAAUACCAUCCUGCUGGGCCUGGGCUUUCAAAUACUCCAGCUGGCAUGGUAUGGCUUUGGAUCAGAGCCCUGGAUGAUGUGGGCAGCUGGUGCUGUUGCAGCCAUGUCCAGUAUUACUUUCCCAGCUGUCAGUGCGCUGGUUUCACGAACUGCUGAUGCUGACCAGCAGGGUGUUGUUCAAGGGAUGAUAACAGGAAUUCGGGGGCUGUGUAACGGCUUGGGACCAGCACUGUAUGGUUUUAUAUUCUAUAUAUUUCACGUUGAACUGAACGAACUCCCCCUGCCCGAAUCGCCCUCAGGAGGAAGUGUGGUGUCACAGUACCACUUACAACAGAAUUCUAUAAUUCCUGGGCCCCCCUUCUUAUUUGGAGCCUGCUCUGUGCUGCUGGCACUGCUCGUUGCCUUGUUUAUCCCUGAGCACACAAACCUGAACGUACGUUCCAGCAACUGGAAGAAACACUGCAGCAGCCACGGCCAUCCCCACAGCCCACAAGCUCCUGGUGAAGCUAAAGAACCAUUACUGCAAGACACAAACGUAUGACACAAAUCUCAGAAGAGCUUUUAGACUCUUUUCAUCAACGGUUUGGGAUACACAUUCCAAUUCCACCCCAAAUAGAAUUUCUUAAGGUAAUCUUAAGAAGUAUCUUUCUGCAUGAAAUCCAUAGGAAUUAAUGAAAACAAAACAAAAAGGUUUCUCCAAAGAUGUUGCCAUUGAAUUCAGCAUUUUCUUUUAAAAUCAGUUCCAUCCUGGUCUCUUGCCAUGAAAUCCUGUUACUGCUCCACUUUCCAUUCUCACUCAGAGACAAGCCUAGAGUCAAGGCAUGAGCAUGUGUCCUUCUGUUUCCUUAAGGUGGUGAGCUUUAAUCCUAGUCAUGCUGAGUCUCAAUGAGACAGAUGAGCACCCACGUGGACCCAUUCAUUUUAAUGUUGUAAAAUCUUGGGUCAGAUGAUUCAAAGCCUUAAUGUAAAUGUAGUGGAGGAGGGAGGAGGUGAGUCAGUAUCCUUUGUUUUCAGAGUCCCAGGGUAGGUUGGGUUUCAGUUUGUCCUGAUAGAAGAAUCACAGGAGCAUGCUGGCUGCAGUUGUUACUCUGUAAGUGCAUUUACUCUCUUUCAAUAAACGGUAGGAAGGAACACUUAAGUUUGAGUACUAAGAAGUAGGUGUUUUGAGCCUGCAGAUCUGAAUACUGGCUCUAAACCUCUGCUUUCCUAAGCACCGUUUAUUGCACCACUCUCUUUCUGAUGUGUCAUCCUAAAAGGACCUCAAAACUUGAACACAGACUGAAAUACAAGCUGAUAGCCUUGAACAUGUCCAUCUGCUAUACAGUGGCCUUUGAGGACUGUCACAAGAACCCUUUUGCAUUACAGAGAUAAUGUUUUAGUCCUAAAUUUUCAGGACCCUUACUAUAGAGAAGAGAGCUUUAUACAAUUACUGAUGUGAAUUUCUCUCAAAGUGUAUAUUUUUGUGUCCAGUUGUAUUAUUUAAGUGUUCCUUUGUAUAAAUUUGUGUAUAAAGUAUUGUAUAGGUUUAAAACGUUUUCAUCUUGUGGUUAUUGCUUAAUGCUUUUUUACCUUUGAACAUUCACCGUGGUUGACCCAGAGCAGGAAGAAAAAAAAUAUUAU
Molecule: messenger RNA, 2558 nt
Organism: Indicator indicator
Lineage: Eukaryota; Metazoa; Chordata; Aves; Piciformes; Indicatoridae
Gene: SLC71A1
Product: major facilitator superfamily domain containing 14A
Exons: 12
Coding region: 4-1479 (491 amino acids)
Biological process (GO): transmembrane transport
Cellular component (GO): membrane
Molecular function (GO): transmembrane transporter activity
Source: RefSeq, a predicted model, not a curated record